AUGAGCUGUCGAAUAUUUCCGAGGUUGCCGCUUCGACGCGGCCUCAGUCAACUUGCGAGAUCCCACAAACCAUGGAUGAACUUAGGACCGUCGACUCGCACAUGUCAAGGUCUUUCAGAACCCCGACAUCUUGCGCUGGGUCCUUACACCCCAUCCCAACGUACUCUCAUCGCCUACCACACCACCUCCAAACUCCUUUCCGUGGCUACCACAACACCAUCACCAACGCCAACCCCAGUGCCGGUCACACCACCACCCUACACCCCUCCGCAGACCGGCCUCCUCUCUAUACUCCCGGCCUCAUGGGUACCCUACGCCGAACUCAUCCGCCUAGACAAACCAACGGGGUCCUACUACCUCUUCUUCCCCUGCAUCUUCUCCACCCUCCUCGCGGCACCCCUCGCGACCCCUGUGACCUCGCCCCUCACCGUGCUCGGCACCUCACUGCUCUUCCUCGCUGGCGCCGUCGUUAUGCGCGGAGCGGGCUGCACGAUCAACGACCUCUGGGACCGCAACCUUGACCCACACGUGGCACGCACACGACUGCGGCCCAUCGCGCGGGGCGCCGUGACGCCGUUCCAGGGGCUUGUGUUCACGGGCGCGCAGCUGCUGACGGGGCUGGCCAUCUUGCUGCAGUUCCCGACUUCGUGCUUCUUCUAUGCGACGCCGAGUUUGCUGUUUGUUGCGUCGUACCCGCUGGCGAAGCGGGUCACGUACUACCCGCAGUUUGUGCUGGGGUUGACAUUUUCGUGGGGCGCGAUCAUGGGAUUCCCUGCGUUGGGGAUUGAUUUGUUGAGCAAUGGGGCUGCGCAAGCGGCGGCUGCACUGUUGUACACGUCGAAUGUGGCGUGGACGGUGUUGUAUGAUAUGAUCUAUGCGCACAUGGACAUAAAAGACGACGUCAAGGCUGGUAUUAAGAGCAUUGCGCUCAAGCACGAUAAGGAAACGAAGCAGGUGCUCACUGGGCUGGCACUUACACAGGUGGCACUGCUGGCUGGGGCCGGGAUCGCGACUGGCGCUGGGCCGGCAUUCUUCAUUGGAAGCUGCGGCGGUGCGCUAGUGACGUUGGUGGUGAUGAUCAAGAGGGUCAAUCUCAAGAGUGUCAAGGACUGUUGGUGGUGGUUCGUCAACGGGUGCUGGAUCACAGGUGGUGUCAUUACCAUGGGGUUGACGGCUGAUUAUCUUGUACAGUCCGCUCAGUCGGAAAAGGACGAUAUAGAAGAGUCGGCGUGA
Molecule: messenger RNA, 1233 nt
Organism: Dichotomopilus funicola
Lineage: Eukaryota; Fungi; Ascomycota; Sordariomycetes; Sordariales; Chaetomiaceae
Product: UbiA prenyltransferase family-domain-containing protein
Exons: 1
Coding region: 1-1233 (410 amino acids)
Biological process (GO): ubiquinone biosynthetic process
Cellular component (GO): mitochondrial inner membrane
Molecular function (GO): 4-hydroxybenzoate polyprenyltransferase activity
Source: RefSeq, a predicted model, not a curated record